AUGGUCGUCGAUACCGCCUAUUACGACACGCUGGGUGUCCAGCCCACGGCCACUGAGCUGGAGAUCAAGAAGGCUUAUCGCAAGAUGGCUAUUGUCCACCACCCAGAUAAGAAUCCUAAUGACCCUACCGCCCACGAAAAGUUCCAGGCCAUCGGUGAAGCCUAUCAAGUUCUGUCCGAUUCUGAUCUACGCGCAGCCUACGAUAAGUUUGGAAAGGACUCUGCGAGACCGCAGGAGGGCUUCGCCGACCCAGCUGAAUUCUUCAGCUCCAUCUUUGGAGGCGAGGCCUUCGUGGACUGGAUCGGCGAGAUUAGCCUUAUGAAGGAUCUCACGGCCACCAUGGACAUCACGAUGCAGGAGGAGGAAGAAGCUGCCGCCGCCGCUGCUGAAGCCGCUGCCGCCGCGCAAGCCGAGGAGGAUUUCCCUGGAACUGAAGAUGCCAAGAAGGAGAGCCUCAAGGAGCAAGAGCAGAAGGCAGAGGAAAAGGCCGCUGCCGCUGCAGAGCACCAAGCAGGGCCACCACCGCCGCCUUAUACUGCCGCUUCUGUCCACGAUGACAAGGAGACCAAACCCGCUUCACCUGCCGCGCCCGCCGCUGGCCUUUCCGCCGAUGUCCCUCAGCGAACCGAUGCCACAUCACCUGCUCCCUCAUCGAGCUCACGUAGCCGAACCCAGAUCCCUCUUCGGCCCGCACUGAUGGACAAGUCUCACGAGGAUCUUCUCGAUGCAGAAGCGAACAAGGGUGAAUUAACAGAAGAGGAGCUCAAGCACAAGGAGAAGAAGAAGGGUGGCCUGACUAAGGAGCAGCGAGAGCAGCUGGCAGCAUACGAGAAGGAGCGCGCAAAGAUUCGCCAGGAGCGUGUCGACACACUCUCUCGGAAGCUCCUCGACAGACUUAGCGUGUGGACAGAGACAGACAAGGGCCCUGACGUGACCAAGGCAUUCCAGGAGAAGAUGCGUCUCGAGGUUGAGAACCUGAAGAUGGAGUCUUUUGGAAUUGAUAUCCUGCACGCUAUCGGUCAAACCUAUGUCUCCAAGGCCUCAAGCUUACUCCGCAGCCAAAAGUUCUUUGGUAUCGGUGGUUUCUUCAGCAGACUCCGUGACAAGGGCACGCUCGUCAAGGAGACAUGGAACACCAUCAGCAGCGCUAUUGACGCUCAACAGACCAUGGAGGAUAUGGCUAAGAUGGAGGAGAAGGGUGGCGAGGACUGGACUGAUGAGAAGCGUGCUGAGUACGAGAGACGUGUGACUGGCAAGAUUCUCACCGCUGCAUGGAGGGGAAGCAAGUUUGAGAUUCAGAGCGUUCUGCGCGAAGUCUGCGACAGCAUUCUGAACGACAAGAAGGUCCACCUCAACAAGCGACUCGAGCGCGCACAAGCUCUUGUUCUGAUUGGUGAUGUCUUUAUUCGGGCUGAGCGAUCUCCUGAAGAGGAGGGCGACUAUCUCGUCUUCGAACAGCUCGUCGCUGAGGCUGCAAUGAAGAAGGACAAGGAGGAAGACCACAAGAAGAAGAAGGACCGCAAGUCUUUCCACAGCAAGGACAAGGAACCCAAAGACAAGGAGCACGCUACGACACCCUGA
Messenger RNA from Fusarium tjaetaba, 1581 nucleotides. RefSeq lists its product as uncharacterized. NCBI's taxonomy places the organism in Eukaryota, Fungi, Ascomycota, Sordariomycetes, Hypocreales, Nectriaceae. The coding region runs from base 1 to 1581 and encodes 526 amino acids. The record is from RefSeq and is a predicted model, not a curated record. Gene Ontology annotation, cellular component: cytosol. Gene Ontology annotation, biological process: protein import into peroxisome matrix. The transcript is spliced from 3 exons.